GCAUUGGACAUGGCUGUUUAAAUACCCCAUGAAUUAACAGCAUUAUUCCAUAGGGGAAAAAAGCUUUAUAGUCGACGGGGUGUAAGCAGGGACACUAUGGCUUGCACUGUAUGGUUCUUAUGUGGGUUUUAGGCUUAUUAUCACCAGGCAACUGUGAAGCCCAACUGCAUACCGUCAGAAAAUAGGUUCAGUGAAUAAUUUCAACUGAUUAUAAAUAGCAUUCUUCUCGCAACAGGACACUAUUCUUACGGGUUGCUUUAAUAAUACAACAUCUGAACGAGCGCGUGGAGGCACCUGGGACUGAAGCUCACACAGACACAUGCACGCCGCGCGCUCCACUGGAUCCGCGCGCUGGCAAUGAGGAGGACCUUAUCCCGAGACUGACCAAAUCCAGCCGAUUUCCAACGGUCCCGGCCAUCAGUGUGGCUUCAAUUCAGAGGUGAAUUGCACACACUAAAAUGACCCAACCUUCGGCACAGUCCACCAUGGAGCUGGAGAAGAGCUGCAGUAGGAUAUCUAAAAAGAGCAUGAUCACCAAAAUCUUUAAAGUUCGCAAAAGGAGAGAGAUGCUGUUCGUGCAGGUGUGCUUCAUAUGCAGCGUCCUGUCCGUGGCGUGGUGCAUGUCAGCUUUGCUCACAAAAACAGGUCAUGGGCUGGUGCUUCAGGAGGGGUUUGAUGCACCCAAAGAUCAUCUGGGCAGAAGACUUCUGGCCACAGUAGGAGACAAUGAGACAGAGGAGAAGAACUGCACAGAGCCAGCCAUCCAUGAGUUUCCCGAGGAUGUGUUCACCAACCGACAGCGUAAGCAAGGAGCUGUACUUCUGCACAUAUUUGCGGCUCUAUAUAUGUUUCUGGCCCUUGCCAUUGUCUGUGAUGACUACUUUGUGACUUCUCUAGAGAAGAUUUGUGAGAAACUGCACAUGAGUGAAGAUGUAGCAGGAGCGACCUUCAUGGCAGCCGGAAGCUCCGCUCCCGAGCUGUUUGCUUCUAUAAUUGGUGUAUUUAUUACACAUGGAGAUGUAGGGGUGGGCACCAUUGUAGGCUCAGCCGUGUUUAACAUCCUGUGCAUCAUCGGUGUCUGUGGGAUAUUCGCUGGACAGGUUGUUUUUCUGACCAAGUUUGCCGUGUUCAGAGACUCCAUCUACUACACUUUUUCGGUGGUCGCGCUUAUUGCAUUUAUUUAUGAUGAGAAGAUUGUGUGGUGGGAGAGUCUGGUGCUGAUCAUCAUGUAUGUUGGCUACAUCAUCAUCAUGAAGUUUAACACUAGCAUGCAAAACUACUUUGCUGGGAAGGAGGAUAAGAGUGUCGCCAACGGUAACACGGUCAUCAGCGAGAUGGAAGAUGGUAAUGCAUGUUAUGAGCAGUUUUGGGAUGAUCCAUCCUGGCCGUUACUCAGUCGAGUAAAGCCUAGUAAAACAUACACUCGGGGGUCUGUGGUGAUGGUGGAUGAGAUGAUAAAUUCUAGUCCUCCGCACUAUCGCUUCCCUGAAGCCGGCCUGAGGGUUAUGAUCACCAACCACUUUGGACCCAAGACACGUCUGCGCAUGGCAAGCCGCCUCAUCAUAAACGAGCAACAGCGGCUAGUGAAGAUGGCUAAUGGUGUGGACGCAGUGCUGGUGGCUGAUAAGACAGCUAACACUAUGGAAAAUGGCAAUGUAAUGGAGGACAAGCUCACUGAGGAGCCGGAGAAUGAGAUGUCAUCUCCCUUCAGCCUUCCUGGGGGCUGUAUGGAUAGAGUCAAGUUUUUCAUCUCCUGGCCUAUUUUGGUUCUGCUAUACUUUACCGUGCCCAACUGUGCCAAGCCACGCUGGGAACACCUCUUCAUGCUGUCCUUCUUCCUCUCUACACUGUGGAUAGCCAUCUUCUCCUACUUCAUGGUGUGGAUGGUCACAGUCAUUGGAUAUACACUUGGAAUCCCAGAUGUUAUAAUGGGUAUCACCUUCCUGGCUGCUGGCACCAGUGUUCCAGAUUGCAUAGCAAGUCUCAUUGUUGCACGGCAAGGCCUGGGGGACAUGGCUGUCUCCAACACAAUUGGCAGUAAUGUCUUUGAUAUCCUGGUUGGACUUGGCGUUCCCUGGGGCAUCCAGACAAUGGCUGUCAACUAUGGCUCUGUGGUUCAGAUCAACAGUAGAGGAUUGGUUUACUCUGUGGUGCUGCUACUGGGCUCGGUGGCUUUAACGGUGUUGGGCAUCCAUGUGAACAGGUGGAAGUUGGACUUUAAGCUGGGAAUGUAUGUGCUUGUGUUGUAUGCCAUCUUCCUGUGCUUUUCCAUCAUGAUUGAAUACAACAUCUUCACUUUUGUCAACCUGCCCAUGUGUCAAGAGGAUCUGUAAGGCCAGAGGAUUUCCACUGGCUUGGAACCAAAUUACCUCCGGGUUGGACCAACACCCACACAACACACCCAAAAUCCCCAAUGAAUGUCCUGUUAAUGCAAUUUCUCAAAAACAUUAAAUCUCACUACUGAGGGGCAACAAAACCAUCGUCUCCUACUUGCAUAUCCUCACCACUGUGGCUCAGAAGGUGUAACUGUAUUUCCAAGAAAAACUGGUGCUUCAAACUUCUCUACAUUAGUUCCAAGAAAUGACAUUCUCCUCGGCAGCCCUGUUUAUAACGGGAUAUUCUUCUGAACCUCAGACAAUUGUGGUGCACCCUUCUAAUGUUUUUUCUGGAUUAUUCAGUACAGGGAUUUCAAACGACACAAUUACAUCACAAACUGCACAUAUACACCAAUGACAGAAUGUUGCUCAUUCACAUAUGCAUUAGCAAUCUACAUUCUCCAAUUUCUAUCUUCCUUUAGACUGUAUGACAUGAACAUAUAUGUAAUGCACUUUAUAUAUGGCAUACAACAUCUAUAUCAUACUAAUUUAUGUCCUCCAGUAUGGAAACAUUUAAGUACGCUCUUGAUGUGGUGCAAUAAAGAGAGGGGAAUGAUAUUAAAUGACUGCCCACGGGCAAAAGAUUUCUUCAGCUUGUUACACACAGAGAUUUUUGAGAAAUGAAAGGCUUACAUCAUAUUACAGAAUAACAGAUGUGGAACAUAUUCUAUAUAGAUCAUGCAACAGGAUGAGAUCUUAUGGAAUUCUAAUGAGCUGGACGAUAUAUAGCCUGCUGGAAGAGAGGCCAUCAAGAGGGGAGCAGCUUCUAACACAUUGGAAUUGAAGCUGUGCAGUUGGACACGUUUUGAUUUCCCAUUUAUAAUUAGAUGCACCCUGCAUUAACUAAUUAAGUCUAACCAAUCAUGAAAGCACACAUCACACGCUGCUACUCACCUCUUUCUCAGCCCAGAGCAGACAACUCUCAGGAGAGCGAUUUUUAUUGCUUGUUUUGUGGUGUGGAAGACUGAUAACUGCAGCUGCUUUAAUAUUUCGCACAACAUACAGUCUAGAUUACAAACAGGGAUCCUGGAUUUUUGAAAACAUGCUACAAAUCAAUGCAUCUGUUGUUUAUAUGUAAAUACGACAUCAAUUAUCCUGUUUAAAACAGUGCUUCCUUAAAGAUGAUGGGAGGGGGGUGGAUUUACAUGCGUGACCCAAGCGGUUACUUUUUCUUUAUUUACAAUGCACCCUGACCUCACACUCUGGACCUUUUAUUACUGUUUGUGUGUAAUGCAUGAUUUGGCACAAAGAAGCCAUUUUUCAAAAGGGCGUAAGCUGUGUGAGCUCACCGUCAAUGUCCCUGCAAGGGUAAAUCUCACAAAAAAAAAAGUGUCCAAGUCAUAUUUACAUAGGGAAUUAUAUUUUGCAUAAAGAAAAUGAAACCUGUAUUUAGGGCUAUUAAGAUUUUCUGCAUUUUUACAUUAUUUUAGUGACAAUUAAGCACAUUUCCCACCCAAGUUCUCAUUACGGUAAUAUUGGUAUUUUUAAUUGGUAUAAAAGGCAUUACAACAAAUACUAACAUGAUGUAUAAAAACUACAAUUGAAAUAAUAUAUCACUGUUUUUCAGCAUUAAAGUAAUGAUCAGAUUUUUUUUAUGAUGGUAAUGCAAAUUGGGGUAGGGCUGGUUAAAGGAAGAGUUCACCAAAAAUGUAAGUUCUCUCAUCAUUUACUCACCGUCAUGCCAUCCCAGAUGUGUAUGACUUUCAUUUUUCUGCAGAACACAAAUGAAGAUUUUUUAGAAGAAUGUU
Molecule: messenger RNA, 4123 nt
Organism: Myxocyprinus asiaticus (Chinese sucker)
Lineage: Eukaryota; Metazoa; Chordata; Actinopteri; Cypriniformes; Catostomidae
Product: sodium/potassium/calcium exchanger 4-like
Exons: 17
Coding region: 459-2333 (624 amino acids)
Biological process (GO): intracellular calcium ion homeostasis; calcium ion transmembrane transport
Cellular component (GO): membrane
Molecular function (GO): calcium channel activity; calcium, potassium:sodium antiporter activity
Source: RefSeq, a predicted model, not a curated record